Molecule: messenger RNA, 658 nt
Organism: Lineus longissimus
Lineage: Eukaryota; Metazoa; Nemertea; Pilidiophora; Heteronemertea; Lineidae
Exons: 4
Coding region: 10-618 (202 amino acids)
Source: RefSeq, a predicted model, not a curated record
AGCCACAACAUGUGCAGCAAAAACACAAUCAUUCUCGCCAACUCCUCCUACCUUCGAAGUCCAAAAGAUUUUGUCUUCAACACCCGGGAGAAGUGUGAAUGCGACGCAGAGCUAGAUGAACCAGUGGAACUAUCCGUUCGGGAGGUGCACAAAACAUUCAACGUGACCAUGCCGAAGGUGACCAUAAAUUGGCUGAAUAAGACCGAAAAUAUUAAGAAACUUCUACAGAAGAACACGGUGAAGAAUUUUAAGAUUGUUUUUACUUCCAACCACCAAGCAGGUAGAGGGGAAUUUCUGUUGCAGUAUAAAGCGGACAGACAAAUAAGACUGGUCUGCAACCAAGAAGUGACCCACGAAAUAGACUUGGGUACCAUCCUGAUUGCUCCGAUAGCAAUGAUAGCACUACUGAUUAUAAUAGGUAUCCUAUUUUUCAUCAUCGAAGGAAUUAAGAGAUCUCGCAAGCAGAGGCUCCAGGUGGCAGAAGCUCACAAGAAGAGCACAGUCACAGACCUGGAGGCCGAUUCAAGACCUGACCUGCUCAAUUACGGCUCAACAGUUCUCGAUGCAAAGAGUGAUAUUCCUCUCAAACAGAGCGAGGAGGAGGGAGUUCCCAACUGAUGAGGGCAUCCACGACUGUUUCAGAUGGCAACACCUUCAA